AUGAAGAUCAACCAACAACUUAGGUUUAUUGUCAUCCACAAGCAAGCUGACUCUCUGCACUCACUGAUUGCUGAUGGCCAAAACCGCGCCACUUCAAUGGGUCGUGAGAAGUGGAAAGAGUUGAUUGGUUUCCAAGGCUCAUUACAGAACAACUGCAACAAAGAAGGGUUCAAUGUCGUUUGUAGUUGGAGCGAAUUUUCUAAAGCCAGAAUUGGUAUUGUUAGCAACAACCAGGACGAGUGUUCCACGUGCGACUCAAGGAUCGGAUUUGGCACAGGAGGGAGGCCUGACAAUUUAAACUCGUGUGGUAAUGAGGCCAAUCAUGAAACAGAUAAUGGAAAGAAACAGAUCAAAGCCAUGGGAUACAUCUUGGUACAAUAA
Molecule: messenger RNA, 381 nt
Organism: Pocillopora verrucosa
Lineage: Eukaryota; Metazoa; Cnidaria; Anthozoa; Scleractinia; Pocilloporidae
Source: RefSeq, a predicted model, not a curated record